AUGGAUGUUCUUCCCGGUAUGGCUUGUCUUCCUUCUCUGAAAGAUUUGCAGCUAGGCUUAGAUGGAGAAUCUCUUGGACGGCUUCUCUCUGUUUGCCCUCUUCUUGAAAACUUACUGGUGGAUUUUUGUAGCCGCUAUGCGAGACCCUACACUGUCGGAAAAAUCAUUGUCAGGUUCCCGUCGUUGCAGAGUUUAGCUCUUUCAAUGGCUAAUGAGUUCGAGGUAGAUAGGUUAGAAAUCGAUGCUCCUGCUUUGAAAGUCUUGUCGGAUCAAUCCAAUCUGUCAAGCGUCUCACAAUAUGUUCAAAGGCUCCGUAAUUGCUUAGAGCGUUCGUCUACGCUGCUUUCUCGGUUGCUCACAGAUUCUCCUAACUUACGAGUUCUCAACAUCUUUCAAAUGACAGGGCAUUACGACAAUGAUAUGGUUCUAUGGGAUCGACCUAGUCAUGUUCCUGCAUGUUUUGAGUCCAGCCUAAAGACUUUCAUCUGGUCAGAAUACUUGGGAAGACAGCAAGACAGAAAAAUUGCGGUUUACAUCUUGAGACGGGCUUCUCUCUUGAAGACUGCAAGAUUCUCGUCUGAUGAUAACAGAAUUCCAAAGCUGAAGAUGCUCAAGGACUUAUCAGAUGAAGUACCAUCAUCAUUUGAUCACCAAGGCUUUGGAUCACUGUUAGAGCCGAAACUACCUCGACACUGGUGUGACAAUAGACUUACUGGUAUAGCUUUAUGCGCAGUUAUAUUGUUUCCGGACAACCAAGAACAUCAAAGCAAUCGUUUCUUGGUGAAAUGCACUUGUGAGUUUGAAAGUAAAGAUGGGCCAUGUAUCAGUUUUACUUCAAUCGUUGGUGGUUGGAGCGUAGCAGGCGAUGAGCCACGCAAGAUUGAGUCUGCUCAUGUUUUUAUUGGAUAUACAAGUUGGCUAGAUAUCAAAAAACGCCACGUGGAGAACCAUGGGAAAGGAUGUAUUCCUUCUAAGGCUUCACUCAGAUUUCAGGUGACUGAUGGUGCAAGCGAGGUAGCAAGAUGUCAAGUGCUGAAAUGUGGCUUUAGUUUGGUGUAUACACCAAACGAUGUUGAUGAUAUUUCUUGGGAGACAAUUGGUGAUAUCGCUCUCAUGAAGAAGGAGAAGGACGUAGACGAUGGAAAUUCAAACAAACAUCCAAGAAAUGAUUAUAGCUUCUGGAAUCAAUUAAACUGUUGUGCGACUUCGAGAAGGGUUGAAUGUGAAGAGCUUGCAGAAGCAAACAUCUCCAGAACUUGUUUUCUUGAUUAA
Microthlaspi erraticum is the source of this 1272-nucleotide messenger RNA. The record is from the annotation of a GenBank genome assembly. NCBI's taxonomy places the organism in Eukaryota, Viridiplantae, Streptophyta, Magnoliopsida, Brassicales, Brassicaceae.